Molecule: messenger RNA, 864 nt
Organism: Rotaria sordida
Lineage: Eukaryota; Metazoa; Rotifera; Eurotatoria; Philodinida; Philodinidae
Source: the annotation of a GenBank genome assembly
AUGGACACAACAGCAAAUCAAGCAAAACAAUAUUCAUUUAUCGAACGAAGUUAUCGUUCGAUCUUUGUCAGCUAUCUUACUUCUUCAACAACACAUGGACUUAAAUGUAUUGCUGAAGCUUACAGUACAUCAAAUCGAAUACUUUGGAUAUGUAGCUUUAUGUUUGCUCUUGGUUGGAUGUUAUUUUUUAUUAUUUCAUCCGGAAUACAAUACUUGUCUUAUCCAACACAAAUUGAUAUGGAGAUUCGAAAUGAAUAUACAAUGAUUUUUCCAGCUGUGACUAUUUGCAGUGCUCAUCCAUUGAGAAAGGAUAAAACAAAUGCAGCACUAUUGGCUUAUGCUAAACGUAUGGAAAUCAAUGUGACUCAGAUCGAUCUAGAAACAUUAGUUGAACCACUUAUUGUUGAUCUUUUCAAUCGUAAUCAAAGAAAUGAAUUAAUCGAUCUUGGAUUUCAAUUAUCAGAUAUAUUAAUUGAUUGUUCUUACAAUGGUAUUAACUGUUCAUCAUUCUUUACUCAUUCGUUAUCGUCACAAUUCGGCAAUUGUUAUACAUUUAAUUGGAAUGGUACAAUGAAGAAUUUGUUCACAAUUCAAAAUAUGAGUACGUUGAGUGUUGGAGUAGAAGGUUUAUCAAUGCAAUUUUAUAUUCCACGUGAAUCUUAUUAUCCAGUGUCAUGGCUUGGUUUGAGUAUACUUGGUGUUAUUGAAUUUGGUGAAGUCCUAUUUAAAAUGAUCGUUAAAUGUAUUGUUUUAAUAAAACGACAAGCAACAGCUAAACCGAAUCCUACGAUUAAUACUGUAGAAAGAGAGAGAGAAAAUAAAAGUGGAGAGACUAUUCGUGAAUCAAAUGAACUUAGAUUUUAG